Molecule: messenger RNA, 4401 nt
Organism: Xiphophorus couchianus (Monterrey platyfish)
Lineage: Eukaryota; Metazoa; Chordata; Actinopteri; Cyprinodontiformes; Poeciliidae
Gene: znf217
Product: zinc finger protein 217
Exons: 6
Coding region: 224-3040 (938 amino acids)
Biological process (GO): regulation of DNA-templated transcription
Cellular component (GO): nucleus
Molecular function (GO): DNA-binding transcription factor activity, RNA polymerase II-specific; RNA polymerase II cis-regulatory region sequence-specific DNA binding
Source: RefSeq, a predicted model, not a curated record
ACACACACACAUACAGAGAGAGAGGGGGCGAGCGAGAGGGAGAGAGAGAGAGAGAGCUCUGAGUGAAAUGAAGAAGCUACCCGACACAAACAGCAGCAGCAAAAAAAGCAGCGUGGCGGCUCACUCCUUCCUUUUCGCUCGUAGUAUAUCACUAUAGUUAAUACUAAUCCGGAAAUUCGGACUUGGUUCCUCCUCUGGACUGUGUGCUGAGCCUCAGAGGAAAAUGCCAACUCACUCUUUACUGCCGUUUGUGGACAGCCCAGAUGGCCUUCUCCAAGAUAUCCUGAUUAGUAACAAUGCAGGAAUCCCAGGGCCUGGUUGCAGCAUGACACCGCAGAGUGCUUGCACUGCGAAGGCCAUGUUACAGUCUGAGGACAAUGUCCAGCUAUCUUGCAUGUUUUGCGACCAGGUUUUCACGCAUCAGGAUGAGCUCGGCCCGCACGUGCUCACACAUCACCCCACUACGUUCUACGAACCCACGGUGCUGCUGGUCGAUGCCGAGUUCAGGGUCCCCGGGGAGAGAUCCCGGCCCAAACCCAGUGUCCUACCUGUGCAGGAGGAGGCGGCAGCUCCUAGCUGCAUCGUUUGCGGUCAGGUGGCACACGAUGCCAGUGAACUGGAGACCCACAUGAGGAAGCACAAGGACUACUUUACGUACUGUUGCAACAUUUGUGGACGGCGGUUCAGAGAGUCAUGGUUUUUGAAAAAUCACAUGAAGAUGCAUGUGAAACCGGGACCAAAGAGCAGGGCUGUUCUGGACCAGGAGGCCCCAUUCACCAUUAAUGGCAUCACCCAGGAGCCAUCUUUGGAGCCGGUCCUGUCUGUUUACAAAAUGUGCAUGGUUUGUGGGUUUUUCUUCCCUGAUCAUGACAGUUUGGCAGAACAUAGUAAGGUUCACAACCGAGAGGCAGAGCUAGGUAAAGAUGAAGGCAAGGAGAAGAUUGAUGGUGCUACUGAGUCCCACAAACAGAAAACUUUUUUAUGUAGUCUCAACCUGCAGCCUGCCUCUGAAAAUAAAAGUUUAAACAAUGCAAGAUCGUCUAAGUGGAUUCCCCAGCUGGAUCCCUUUACUACAUAUCAGGCCUGGCAGCUUGCGACAAAGGGCAAGAUAGCAGUUGGUCCUAAUAAUACUAAAGAUAUCGGUCAAGAACUGAGCACAGACAACGAAGACUGUGGCUCUGAUAAAGAAGACAUGAGUGUUAUAUGGUCAGAAGGUCAAGGAGACAAAACUGUGAAAGAACUGCGGUCUCAGCCGCAGUCUGCUACUGAAACCUCCAACCCACCGCGGAGGUCACUCAUGCAAAAACAUAAGGACAAAGAGAGGCCAACCACUUGUGAGGAGUGUCACAAAACAUUCAGGACCUAUCACCAGUUGGUUCUCCACUCCAGGGUCCACAAGCGUGAGAGAGGUGGCGAAGAUAGUCCAACUUCUUCUGCUGAUGUGAAAAUGCCAAGAACAGUCUCACAGGACCUGGCAGAGGAAACACACGAGGAGACCUUGGAGGAAAACUUGAUUUCAGGUGAGGAUGGUCUUGAGCGAUCAAAAUACAGGUCCAAAGAAUGCAGCUAUUGUGGCAAAUCAUUCCGUUCGAGUUAUUACCUCACAGUUCACAUGAGAACUCACACAGGUGAGAAACCCUAUAAAUGUGUUUAUUGCAACUACGCAGCCGCUCAGAAGACUUCACUAAAAUACCACUAUGAUCGUCGCCACAAAGACAAACGAUAUGUGGAAGCCUCCAGCAGAUCUGUACCUUUACUACCUUCUCCUGAUGGUAGUCCAGCCCCAAGCAGACCUAAACUCUGGGAUUCAAAAGCAAAUGGAAGACCUGAGGUUAGAUUUGAUAGCUUGGACAUCAAACCAGACAAGCAUAUUGUGCAACUAAACACAGAAUGCAAUGAUGUACAAGUAGAGCAACAACUAGUGGUUAACCUGAAGAAGGAAAAGGAGGAAAAGAACGAGAACGCUGAGGCCCCUUUAAAUCUGUCGUUGAAAGUGUCUGUUUCUAUAGCUGCCGAAGCCAGAUGUGCAUUGACGCCAAAUUUAUGCUCAUUUUGCACAUAUAAAACUCUUUACCCUGAGGUUCUGACAAUGCACAAAAGGUUGAUACAUAAAGACAAAUCAGAUGACGCCAAAAAGAACGAAUAUGGAGGCAAUGUGAAACUAAGACGUUAUACAGGUUGCCCCCCUGCUCUGGAGGGGAAAGACGUUACUCCUCUCCAGAUCACUGAUAGACGCCAUCCUCGCCGGACCAAAUCCCCGCUUCCACAACCCUCCAAACCUCCAGAAGGUCUCCCAGUAAAACAGCCUCAUGGCCCAAAGUGCUCACCGGUCCCUACAGCAGGCCGAGACGUCACGCCAGGGUUUCAACCUUACAGACAAAAUGCUGAGUCCCAUGCCAACCAGGAAUCCUCCAGGUACACAGAGGUUACGAGGAAAACCAACACAGGCAGUAAGUAUGUAGCGGACAGGACAGCUUCUCUGGACAGAGUGGGAGUAAGCGAGAGGAGCUACCCAUCAAGGAGCGGCGCCCUUUGGCACUCAGAUGCUGCUCGCCUGUGUCUGUCGAGCAGAUUUGGGAGCCUCCCUCAAAUGGAUUUUGGUGACCCGUCUGGCAAGAGAUUGAAGCUUUCUGUACCAACAAACAGAGCGAUUGAGACUGGUGAGAAAGCGUCUUUUAGAGCACCGCCACUAGACGGACCCAGUAGGCUGCUACUUCCAGGAAGAAACACAUCGCAGGGGCCAGGCCCAUCCUCGUCGUCCGAGGCCCUGUAUCCAAUAAAAACUGGGUCUGCAUCUCUGGGGGGAAGUUUGGAGUCGGAGUGGAACAUGAUGAACUUUCUGCACUACACACCAAAUGACCUGGCAUCCCUCUACCACAGCACACCAACAAACCCCAGUCACGGAGGACUGGCUAACCCCAGAGUUGGGGCCAGAACUCUACUGUACCAACCCUUACCAAGCCUACCCAGCCUUCCAAGGAGAGACCCCUCAACCUCUUUCCCACACCAGCGCUACGGGACCACUGACAAGAACUCCUAAAGUAAAAAGCAAAAAGUCUCCAAUAGAUUUCCUGUAGAAUUGUCUAGAAUCUUCCUAUCAACUCUGCGCACCUCUCCUGACCCUGCGGAUGAACAACAUCCCCACAGCAUGAUACUGCCACCACCACAUAUCACUCUGGGCAUGAUGUGAGGCUACAGAAGGUCAAUGUGCUGACAUUAAAUUACACAGAAGAAGCAAGUUAAAAGGAAGCUUGUUGUACUUGUUUUAAAUGAUUCCUAAAUGAAAAUAAUAUUAUAAAAGUAAAACAAAAAAAUAAUUGUGUCAUAAACCAUUCCAAUAAAAUUUUGCUUGAAGCCCCAUAAUACCAUAGGGGUGAGUGUUAUGUGCAAUAAACUAAGACAAAAAUUAGGCCAUGUUGAACUACUUUCUCUUAAAAUUCUAGGCAUUUGCAUCAAAUACUUACAUUUUAUUUAAGAGAUUCCUUAUGUUGGAAAUGUUUUAUGCUGGAUUUUUUAUGUUUGAUUUUAUAGAAGGUUAUGUUUAAGACUUGCAGAUAGAAGCAUUUGAUAUUGAAUAUUUUUUAUAUGCAUAUGUGGCUGUAUGUUUUUCUUCUUCCCCUUUAGUCUUCUCAAUCCUUUUAUCACUCAUAAUUGUUGCCUCCAGAACGUCAAAUUGCUUGAAUUAGCAAUUGGGCCAGCACAGCAGUUAUAUGGUCAAUUGUUGAACAUCCUGUCAGACUUUGAGGCUAAAAGUCUGCUGUGUCUGCGAUCGCUCAUCAUCGUCACCCCAUUCCCUCUGAGGAAGAGGGAGCGAUGUAACGGUUCCCACAAAAACAGCCCGUGGCCUAAGGAGAGGGAUUUGGGUGUCUGGAGACAACAGAGGCCAUAUGGAGCGGGGCUGAGAUAGCAAGGCGCAUGUACAGAAUAAUGGAUGAUGUGUCAUGUUUCAUGUUGCAGAGAAGCCAUCAGGAGACUUGGGUUGGGGGAAAUCAAAAGGCUCACACACAGCACAAGCGACUGUUGGACCAUUUAGCAUUUUUUGAUUAUUUUCAUGCUGGGAGAGCGCCGAACAUAUAGGCCUGAUAGAUGAGGUCUUCUGUUUUCAAUACCUGUGGUCUGUGUAGGUUAUUUAUGAGUGAAUACAGUCAGGAUUCAGAAUGGCUAUUAUAUGCAGGACUAUUGGAAUGAUGACUUUACCAGUCUGAUGAACAGAUCACCUGUGUACUGAAUCUAAAAACUACUCAAGCGAGUCACAGAACCAAGAGCAACUAUAAAUAGAACAACUUUAUCCAAAACACCAAUCAACCAAUCAUAUAUUUAAAAGGCAUUUUUAUACAGUCAGCUGUAACACAAGUUGCUAUACUCAGGUUAUAAACCAUAAAAAACAUGCAACAAAAACAC